AUGUCAGCCUCCAAGUAUUUUGAGAAGGGCCCUCCUUCACCAUCCAUCGCCACGGAGCCUUCGUCCAAGAUCGACGAUGAUGUUCAGCCGGGCAUGUCUGCGAACAUAUCCUCAGGGUCGCAGCAUCUGCACCGCAAGCUGCGAGGAUCGGAAGUCCAGCUUUUCGCUAUUGGAGGAGCCAUUGGUACCUCUCUCUAUGUGCAAAUGGGCCAGGCUCUCCCCAAGGGUGGCCCCGCAGGUCUCUUCAUCGCCUUCUUCAUCUGGGGCGCCGUCAUGUGGGCCGUCAACGAGUGCUUCGCCGAGAUGGUGACUUACCUACCCGUGCCCUCGCCCUUCAUCCGCUUUGGCAGCGAAUGGGUUGAUGGCGCUCUCGGCUUCGCCAUGGCCUGGAACUUCUUCCUCAACAUGGCCUUCCUAGUGCCCUUCGAAAUUGUAGCCAUGAACAUUAUGAUCACCUUCUGGACUGACAAAGUCCCCGUUGAGGCCAUAAUUGUCGCCAUGAUCGUUCUAUAUGCUAUCCUCAACGUGGCCACCGUGCGCUACUUCGGCAUCUCCGAGUUCUACCUGUCCAUCUUCAAGGUGAUUCUGAUGUUGGGGCUGUUCUUCUUCACCUUCAUCACUAUGCUGGGCGGCAACCCCCUGCAUGACCGCUACGGCUUCCGGUAUUGGAAUCACCCGGGCGCCUUUGUCGAACACAUCGUGUCCGGAGGGACGGGCAAAUUCCUGGGCGUCCUAUCCUGCGUGUAUCAAGCCAGCUUUUCAAUCUGCGGUCCAGAGUACAUCUCUAUGGUGGCUGCUGAGACUGAGAACCCCCGCAAGAUCCUGCCCCCUGCCUACCGGUCCUUCGUCUGGCGCAUUCUUCUCUUCUUCGUGGGAUCUGCCCUUUGUAUGGGUAUCGUCAUCCCGUACAACGAUACCACCCUCAUGGGUAUUCUCGGUGGUUCACUCACUGGAUCAGGUACUGGCGCUGCAUCGCCCUACGUCAUCGCAAUGCAGCGGCUCAAGAUCAACGGACUGCCCUCCCUCGUCAACGCGCUUAUCAUGACGUCCAUCUUCAGCGCUGGAAACGGCCUCCUCUUCUCGGCAACCCGCACCCUGCACGGCAUGUCUCUCGAAGGCCACGCCCCGCGCUUUUUCUCGUGGUGUACCAAGGCCGGUGUCCCACUCUGGGCCCUGCUCUUCUCGCUCAGCUUCUGCCUGCUCGCCUUCCUGCAGGUCAGCAGCUCGUCGGCCAAUGUCAUGAACUACCUCGUCGACCUCGUCACCUGCUGCCAACUUAUCAACUACCUCUGCACGGCCGCAACCUACAGGCACUUCUUCUCGUCUCUCAAGCGCCAGGGUAUCUCCCGCGACACCCUGCCCUACAAGGGCCGCUUCCAGCCGUACACGUCCUACUUCGCCAUGGGCGGCACGCUCUUCAUGCUGCUGGCCGGCGGCUACGACGUUUUCAUCAAGGGCGGUUGGGACGUCAUGUGGUUCUGCCUUGACUACGCCAUGAUCGGCUUCUUCAUUGUGCUAUUCCUCUUCUGGAAGAUCGUCUUCCGCAGCCGCUACGUGUGGCCGGGCACCGCGGACCUGAGCCUCGGCGGGAUAAAGGAGGAGAUCGACCAAUACGAGGCUGCACUCAUCCCGCGCGAGCAGGGCUUGGUGGAUAAGGUGGUCGGGAAGAUUUUCGAAUGA
Molecule: messenger RNA, 1680 nt
Organism: Penicillium roqueforti
Lineage: Eukaryota; Fungi; Ascomycota; Eurotiomycetes; Eurotiales; Aspergillaceae
Exons: 4
Coding region: 1-1680 (559 amino acids)
Biological process (GO): amino acid transmembrane transport
Cellular component (GO): membrane
Molecular function (GO): amino acid transmembrane transporter activity
Source: RefSeq, a predicted model, not a curated record